AUGAUAAAGGGAUUAUUUUAUAGUGAAUUUGAUAACGUGGCUGGGCCUGUGAUUCUCUUCCAAGCACCAAAGAAUGUGCUUAGUACUGAGGUAUUUGACAGUGUAUCUGGAUACAUUAUUAUUGAUAAGGCACUAUGUGGGAAGAUUAUUACAGUUCGAGCACAACAAAUGAAGAUUGUGGGAUAUCCCGUCUGUAUUGAAGACGAUAAAUAUUAUCGUAAUGCUCUACUAUUUAAUAUUGGUUUUGUAUUUGACGAUCACGUCGAGACGGCACCGUAUCGACCUAUUCUGCGAAAGUUGGGAGCUUUAGUAGAAGGAAUGGAAAAAGAGAGCAGCUUUUUAUACGACCCGAACAAGAAAGAGCUGCUUGGAACGAUUUUGCCUCAGAUUUUACGCGACUUGACUCUGCAUGGUGAAUGCACUAUUCCUGUGGAUACAGCCAAUAUUAUUAAUCUGAAACUUUUUCCGACUUUGCAAGACCCUGCGUCGGUAUUUGAAUAUCAAGUACCGGUCGCAAUUCGAGAUCUACAGGCUCUCCUCGAGAACAGUGCAGAAUGGGACCUGGCACUGCAGCAGAUUGUGCCUUUUAUUGACGGCGUCCGGUAUGUGAAACGCAUCAGUCUGGAGGCUGAAGUGGAGAUUGCGAUUGUGAAGAAAUGUGUUCGACAACUUUUGUACUACGGCUGCGUAACGCUCAUUGACAUUUUUCUUCAUUCAAACAUCUACGCUAACACCCCCAAAAUUGCCGUGCUUGCAAACGAUUCCAAGUUGCAAGCCGAGUGCGCCGUAUACAUCGCCAAGUCAGGUCAUGUACCGCCAUCGUUUGCUCGAAUAUUUGCGUUGUAUUGCUCCGUGCAACCCAGCUUGCGCAUGAGCGACUUCUGUGUCGUGUAUUCCGAGUCACUUGCUUUUAUUGACGUGCGACGUUUUAUCACCUUUGGCCUCAUCCAUGGCUUCCUGAGACGCGUGCAUCGCUAUCCCAUCUAUAUCGAUCGCAGUUCCAGUCCUCAGCAACAGCAACAGGUUCAGCAAACGCCACAACAAAAUCAGCAGCAACAAGGUGGUCAGCAAAAGAGCCGUCAAUUUGGACUAUCUUCGAAUUCCCCGUCGCUAUCUGGAAUGACUCCUAUCGGUGCAGCACCUUCAUCAAACCAGCCAAACGGGACAUCAAGCGUAUCGAACGGAACCACAACAGGAGGCGGCUCCAACGGAACUGGAGGAAAUGCAACUACUCUAUCAUCUUCAAAACGCGCCUUGGUCGCCAAGGCUAAUCAGCUGGAGAAAGACUUGCUCCGAAUGAUGGACGGCAACCACCAUACAGACAAAAUUUGCACCAAGUUUUUGUUGCGCUAUACCGACGUGGAAUCCACCAUUCAGAUAACUCCAAACUGCUUCGCUGUGCACAAAUGA
Molecule: messenger RNA, 1410 nt
Organism: Peronospora belbahrii
Lineage: Eukaryota; Oomycota; Peronosporomycetes; Peronosporales; Peronosporaceae
Source: the annotation of a GenBank genome assembly